UGGAAAUGGAGACUGUUACUGUAAGCGUCUGAGGUGCACAGAUUUUUUUCUCUCCCUGUCCUCGUAUACAAUCCAGUCAUUAGCUGGAGAUUACAUAGUUCAAUAUAUUACCAGAAUCAUUCAUCCACACACGAUAAAAGAGAUACAAGAAAAAGCUAAAAUAGUGUAAAAUAAACAUGUAAUAAUUAAUAUUGAUAUUUUAUUGAGUUAGAAUCAAAAAUUUGGGCUCUCCAACUGAAUUUAUUCUUCACAUGCAUCUCUGAAUAUACAGUAUAAAUAUUUUAACUACUACCAUUUACAUAAUUGUACACACACUUUUGAAAAAACUACUAUAAUGAUACAUCUGGCAUGAAUCAGGCUUAGCAAGUUGAUAGGGAUUGAUAAUACUAAGCAACAGUGGAAGUCAUUCAUAAAAUUUUUUGAAUGUGUCAGUGAAGUUUCUGUUGAAGUUCCCUUUUUACAGCAAACAAACACAAAGACACAAAUCCCUCUCACAAGUCUCCAGUAGCCACAUGUCUUAUACACUGAAUGGGUGAACGACAGCAGGCUGAUACAGCUCCCACCCACACAGCAGUUCACACGUAGACCUAUUAGUCAUUUUUAGAAACCCCCCGACUCAGAACCUGCAUGUGUUUAAAUUCCAAAUUGCAAAUACAGUGUGAAACCUGUCACCUCUGUCUCAUACAGUCUGCUGUCUAUACCAUGAUGUACACGCACUCUUGUGCAAUCGUGGGCCUCCAUCAGCUCACGUACACACACGUUGACUUUCACUGGCACACUGAGAGCACAUCAAUGUGGCCGUGUCAGAACGGCAAGAGGAAGUGUGGCCCUAUAUAUCACUGAUGUGCCUGCUCUACGCACAAUCUGUGGCUUCAGGUGCCGUAUCCUGUUCCUGUGAGGGGCAAGUUUCACACAAAGCUAUAAGCUGACACUUCAGUUUGAUGGGUGGGGAGGCACUACUGACCAAAAGAUGUGUAUAAUGCGCCUUUGGACCAGCUCUCACUGAAAGUUAGAAAUUCUUAAAUUUCAGUGAAGUGGAAGGAUGGAGUUAAAAUCAGCCAGGUUACUCCCUCCAUAAAUAUUACAAGGUGAGAUAGUAUCUGACCUGUGAUCAGUGGCUGUGUGUGUGUUCGAGCAGUGUGUGUGUGUGUGUGUCUGCUUGCCCUUGUGUGUGAGAGUGUGAGCUACUCCAUGGCUGCAGCCCAAGAGUAUCCUGUCAACAGGAACUCCUGGAUUUGAUAUGCACCCGCCUCUGGCCACAGAAGGAAACUGAUUUGUUUGUAGUGUGUGUUCAGUGGUUAUCUCUGCUCUCACUCACAGAUGUGCUCAGAGGUUCCAAAAAUUGAUCUGUACCCAAACUGUUAAAAAAAGAGGACAUUUACCUCCUCCGGAUGAGUGUAGUGUUGACAUAGGCUCUAGCAUUGAGAUGCUUAAAAAAACGUGUAUAUGUUUAUGCUGUUACUAAAAUAGGAAGAAUAGGCGUUUACUAAAAUGUAAGUGUUUUUCUUUACAUGCUAAGACCAUGACACCAUGUCACGCUGUGGAGUUCAAUGGAGAACCUCACUUAACCUGUGGAGUUUGAUGUCGUUAAGAAUACUGCAGAACAGGUUCGAGAAGUUUGUCAGGUGAGGUUUUUCCUUGUUGACGAGAAAAAAAUAACCGAGGUUGCCAAAUCCCUCUUCGUCGUCACUACACCAAUGAGAAACCAGAGAAUGUAGUGGAAAAACAGUGACGUUUCCUUCAAGAUAACUGCGUGUUUUGUUGUUUGAUUAACUAUGGUCCUAUUUUGGAUUUAGCCCAAUUGACUGUUAAUUGGUGAUCAGUUGUUCAAAAAACAAUAAUCAUGAACUGCCCAGUGAGUAAUUUAUGAUUUGCCCUAUUAGAUCAACAGAAAUCUGUCAGUGGAAAGUGUUGUUUUGUUGUGAGGCCACGCAGUUUAAGUAGUUAGUGGCGUUGAAAUGCUGCUCUCUCUCUCCUUCUCUCUCUCUCUCUCUUCUAGUUCACGGGGCUCAACUUGCAAUCAAGGAGGAGCCGAGAGUCCUCCGGGGUUUCUCCUGGAACCUGCUCCUCAAAUAUAAAGCGCUCCCCCCAUCCACCAGGAAAGACUGAAUCAUAACUCACAAGGAGGAGCCGCUGCCUGAACACAUCUGUGUUUUCUCCCCAAACCUGCACUGACAUCUGACUGCAGCCUGUAGCUCUAGUGAUCUCGCUGGAUUUUUUUCUUUAAAAAAAAAAAAAGAAGAAGCAAUUUCUAUAUGUUUUCAGCGCCUUGAUUAGCCCAUAGAGUGUACUCAGAGCGAGAACACACAACUUGUCAAAGAGAGAGCGAGAAGCGCAUCUUAAGUUUGGAGAGGAGAGAGCGCGCAGAUGGCAGCCCUCAUCAGCGCGUACUCGUCGUGGCCGGAGUCCUUCGAGUGUCCUCCAGGAGACGGGGACGUGCCCGAUGGACACGGCCCGCACAGGACCCCCGUGGACAAGGCGCCGGAGCCGCGGAUCAGACGGCCCAUGAAUGCGUUCAUGGUCUGGGCCAAAGAUGAGCGCAAACGGCUGGCGGUUCAAAAUCCAGAUCUGCACAAUGCCGAACUCAGCAAGAUGUUGGGCAAGUCAUGGAAGGCCCUGACUCCCCCUCAGAAGAGGCCCUAUGUGGAGGAAGCAGAGAGGCUUCGGGUGCAGCACAUGCAGGACUACCCCAACUAUAAGUACCGUCCUCGCCGGAAGAAACAGCUGAAACGCAUCUGCAAGCGCGUGGACCCUGGCUUCCUCCUGAGCGGACUGGCUCCUGAUCAGAAUGCCCUGCCUGACCAACGGGCCCUCUGUCAUUCCCUUGACAAAGACGAGGGCAGCUCUAAUGGUGUGGGCGGUGGCUUUUCCAGCCCCAGCCCUGCUCUGCCCAGCGUCCGAAGCUUCAGAGACCCUGCCGGCUCCAACAGCAGCUUCGACACCUACCCCUACGGCCUGCCCACUCCUCCUGAGAUGUCCCCCUUAGAUGCCAUGGACCACGAGCAUGUACCCCCCUCUUAUUACUCCACGUCUGGAAGUUCCUCCGUCUCCUGCUCCCCAGAUGAGCACCACCAGAAUGGCAUGGGCAGCCCGCCCCCUUACCACACUGACUACACUCAGACCCAAAUCCACUGUGGGGGCGCACACAUAGGUCACAUCCCUCACAUGUCCCAAACUGGUGGCAGCAGCGGAGGACUGAUCCCCGGCCCUCCUCUGUCUUACUACAGUACCUCAUCUUUCCCCCAGAUUCACCAUGGGCUCCACCAGGGCCAUCUGGGUCAACUGUCCCCCCCACCAGAGACACAGGGUCACCUGGAGACUCUAGACCAGCUGAGCCAGGCUGAACUACUGGGUGAGGUGGACCGCAAUGAGUUUGACCAGUACCUGAACUCCACCGGGACCGGGUUCCACCCUGAGCAUGGCAGCAGCAUGACUGUUACGGGACACAUCCAGGUGGCGUCUGCCGCCACUGCUUCUGCCACAGCGUGUCCCAGUAGCACCACAGAAACCAGCCUCAUCUCCGUGCUGGCGGACGCAACGGCGGCCUACUACAACAACUAUGGCAUCUCGUAAGCUUGGUUGCAGCUCCCAUUACACUUGUGACUGAUCAGAGACACUACAGGGUUUAAGAUGGGUGAAGUCGAGUUGGGGUGAUGUUGCACUUGGGUGCUAAUAAGAGACAUAUUUCUAUGUUUCCAUUGAAGAAAUCUCCCCUGAGUAGCAUCUUCAUCCCAUCACGAUUAAAACCUGAACUGAUUACUGAGCAAUAUGAUUGUCUGGAGCCGAGGGAAGAACAAAGAGCAAUCGGAGGAAUGUGAAGAAAGGGAGAUGGACACCUCAGGGAUGCAGACACAAAACACUAUAUAGUAUGCCACCUCCAGUUGUCAUGAAAUUUCCAAACCAGAAGAACAAUCGUGAAAAAGACUUCUUGUCCACUUGUAAAUGUCACCAGUUACUGUUGCCACUGAGGCGUGUACAGAUGCUCAUUAGAAGCUAAUUUAAGUCCUUUGAUGUUUCGCAUAAAUUCUAACUGUAAUGCUACUAUCGACGCUUUCCAUUCGAAUGUUUGUAUUAUCAUGUUCUUGCUCUCAUUAGUUUGGGAGUCUUACCUCAGUAGUUGUAAUUGAAUGAGGUUUUAGUUGGACAUUUCUUAUGCAAUUUAACAAAGACGUUGUAUAAUGAAGAAAAAAGGCGUUUAUACUUCUUAUCAAGUACUUAAUAAUAUAUAAUCAUAACCUCUACAAUGAAAAAUAAUAAUGGUAAGUAUAACUGUAUGCUGAUUUAGGUUUGUGAAAGACAAUAAUUUAAAAUAAAGUGAAAUUUUUAUAUUAAA
Thunnus maccoyii (southern bluefin tuna) is the source of this 4333-nucleotide messenger RNA. RefSeq names its product SRY-box transcription factor 7 (gene sox7). Gene Ontology annotation, molecular function: RNA polymerase II cis-regulatory region sequence-specific DNA binding; DNA-binding transcription factor activity, RNA polymerase II-specific. Lineage: Eukaryota; Metazoa; Chordata; Actinopteri; Scombriformes; Scombridae. The transcript has 2 exons. The record is from RefSeq and is a predicted model, not a curated record. Gene Ontology annotation, biological process: anatomical structure morphogenesis; regulation of DNA-templated transcription; cell differentiation. Bases 2368 to 3573 code for a protein of 401 amino acids.